Macroventuria anomochaeta is the source of this 3073-nucleotide messenger RNA. Its product is annotated as RNA-binding domain-containing protein. The record is from RefSeq and is a predicted model, not a curated record. Lineage: Eukaryota; Fungi; Ascomycota; Dothideomycetes; Pleosporales; Didymellaceae. Gene Ontology annotation, biological process: mRNA splicing, via spliceosome. Gene Ontology annotation, molecular function: mRNA binding. Bases 249 to 2735 code for a protein of 828 amino acids. Gene Ontology annotation, cellular component: cytoplasmic stress granule. The transcript has a single exon.
ACCCAUAGCCAUCUCAAGUGGGACCAGUCGACUGACAAAUGCCAGAUUGUCUUGCAAAGCAUUGACGCAUUAGCCUACGCUUCGCAUCCUUCGCGACCAUCUUGCAACCGGUUGCACGUUCACCUUCAGCAAUACAUAUUUCGCCGUCCGGUCCAUCGAGUCCCGGACGCAGUAAUACAUCGUUCACCACGGCUGUACUAUCUCACAACUCGCGGGACAGCUUCGGUCUGCCACCGCAUCUCCUUGGAAUGCAACACGAGGGAACUUCUUCGGCACCUACUGGACCCCGUCUGCAGACUAGCUUCCAAAGGCAAAUGAACGGCCAGAUGAACGGCGGUCACCAUGGUUUCUCCCAUGGAGCCUUCGCUACGAACCAGCCAGGCUAUGCCGACAGGCACCCUGAGAGGUCGAACAACAUGUCCAUCAACACUGGAAGGCUGAACCCUAGCAACCAGAAUGGUGCUGAUAUGCAGACUCCUGGUACUGGGUACGACAUGAACUUUACCCCUUUGUUGCCCUCGCAGCUCCUUCUGGGCAGUCCCUUCCAGCCAGGAUCUCCUUCGGCUUUCGCUUCACCUCAGUUCCAGAGCUUUGGCAACUUCGCUGGUCAGAAUCAAGCACAGCAGAACAACCAGUCUAACCAGAUGGGUAGCUCCUUGCAGCAGCCCCUUUCACCCCAGCUAUACCAGAGCCUUGUUUCGCCCACGAGCUUGAACGGACCUGGUUUCUUCAAUGGACCUCAGUCGCCCACUGGAUUCUCUGGCUUCGGUGCCCAAGGUCUUGGUGGAUUUGGCUCAUCUAUGCCCAUUGCUCCGGGCCUGGUCUCUGGCACCAGCAGGACUGUCUACUUGGGCAACAUCCCCCCCGAGACUUCUGCUGAGGAGAUCCUCGGCCACGUAAGAAGUGGUCAGAUUGAAUCCGUCAGACUCUUGCCCGACAAGAACUGCGCGUUUAUUUCCUUCCUUGACAGCAGCUCCGCUACCCACUUCCAUUCGGAUGCAAUCUUGAAAAAGUUGUCGAUCCGGGGUCAGGACAUCAAGAUUGGGUGGGGCAAACCUUCGCAGGUACCGACAUCGGUGGCCCUUGCUGUGCAACAGUCAGGGGCUUCCCGAAACGUCUACCUUGGCAAUCUGCCCGAAGAUGUCUCCGAAGAUGAGCUGCGUGAGGACCUCAGCAAGUUCGGUCCCAUCGAUACCGUCAAGAUCGUUCGUGAGAAGGCCAUUGGUUUUGUUCACUUCCUGUCGAUUGGUAACGCCAUCAAGGCUGUUGCUCAGCUCCCCCAGGAGCCCAAGUGGCAGGCGCCUCGCCGUGUUUACUACGGCAAGGACCGAUGCGCAUACGUUUCCAAGACUCAGCAGCAGAACGCUGCGCAGUACCUCGGUAUUGCUCCCGGUUACGCUCAUGUUCUGAACGGUGCCGAUCGUGACAUGAUCUCCAACGCCCUUGCUCAGCAGUCUGUGGCUGCAGCAGCUGUGGCGACAUCAGCUGGUGGUGUCAACAACCUGGGCAACCGUACCGUGUACUUGGGCAAUAUUCACCCCGAGACUACCAUCGAGGAGAUCUGCAACGUUGUUCGCGGCGGCCUUCUUCACCACAUUAGGUACAUUCCGGACAAGCACAUCUGCUUCGUGACCUUCAUCGACCCUACCUCUGCUGCAUCAUUCUACGCGCUGAGCAACCUGCAAGGUCUGAUGAUCCACAACCGUCGUCUGAAGAUUGGUUGGGGUAAGCACUCCGGCGCUCUGCCUCCUGCUAUUGCUCUGGCCGUCAGCGGAGGAGCUUCGCGUAACGUGUACAUUGGCAACUUGGACGAAUCCUGGACCGAGGAUCGUCUCAGGCAGGACUUCUCAGAGUAUGGUGAGAUCGAGCUUGUAAACACACUCCGCGAGAAGAGCUGUGCUUUCGUCAACUUCACCAACAUUGCCAACGCUAUCAAGGCCAUUGAAGCCAUCAGAGGCCGUGAGGAGUACAAGCGUUUCAAGGUCAACUUCGGCAAGGACCGCUGCGGCAACCCUCCUCGCCAGAUGAACAACCAGCAGGCUCAAGCUCAGCAAGCCGGUAGUGAUGGUCUGCAGUCCCCGUCGCCCGUCAACGGCCCACAGCCUAACCGCGGCAUUGGUCCUUCCGUUUCACCAACAGGCUCUGGCGCCCCUGGCUCCGGUGGCAGCACUAACGGCCCGUACCCCGUUCAAGCACCUGCUCCGGCCAACAUUUUGAACACCGGUAACAACAACCCAUUGAUGAUGUACCUCCAGGCCCAGCAACAGCAACAACAGCAGGCUGAGGUCAGCCUUCAGCAACAGCAGCAGCAGCAGCAAAGCCAACAGCAGCAACAGCAGUCCUACCAGUCUCCUCAAGCUGCUUUCUACGGUGCUGACCUGAACUCGACAUCGCAGCCUCACCACUCGCACACAUCGCACAACAGCACUUCAAGCUUUAGCCUCAUCAACGGCACCUCGAACGGUAACAGCUCUGGUGCUACCACUGUCGGCGGUCUUCUUGCUCCUUCCAACCUCAAUGCUCGUGCUCAGCACUCUCGCGCCGUGAGCCUUCCGGUCUUCACUCAAGGUCCCUUCAACCAGCCCCUGACCAGCCAAGCGACGCAGCAGAACUCAUUUGGUAGCUUGAGCUCCGGCAUCGGUGGCUUCGGCAGUGGUAACGGUGGCUAUGGCCUUGCCAUCCAGGGUGACAGUGGUCUGAACGGAUGGGCUGAGGAGGAGGUUGGUGCCCAAUAAACGCUGGACGCACACGCAAAACCGGGCCAGACCAACAUUUGGAUAAACCCUUCACAUCUUCUCUUAUAUCCCCUUUCUUUGCAUUUUGACCUAGGGAACGGAAGGCGUCACAUGUAUGGAUCUGAUCUGAUCUGAUGUCGAGUAAACUGUUGUAAUCUGAACGUUGCUUUGUUACAUCCUUAAUCUGCAUUUUUGUCGCUCUUUCAUCUGUUGUAGUUUAGAUACCUGUAGGGAUCUUAGAGGUGAGACGAUGUACUAAUGGGUCUAUCGAGGCAGCAUGCGAAUGAUAAGCUGUCACUUUUUAAACUAUCUAAUCGGCCUUCAAUCUCUGUGAAGUU